Messenger RNA from Cynoglossus semilaevis (tongue sole), 1598 nucleotides. It is a transcript of the gene vma12, whose product is annotated as vacuolar ATPase assembly factor VMA12. The coding region runs from base 222 to 821 and encodes 199 amino acids. Gene Ontology annotation, biological process: vacuolar proton-transporting V-type ATPase complex assembly. The record is from RefSeq and is a predicted model, not a curated record. Gene Ontology annotation, cellular component: endomembrane system. Lineage: Eukaryota; Metazoa; Chordata; Actinopteri; Pleuronectiformes; Cynoglossidae. The transcript has 6 exons.
CGUCAUCAUGUCACAAGAUUAACAACAUGGCGUCCUACUGGGUUUUAAAUUUCUGUUCAUAGCCUCCAUACGUGCUUCUAGCGUCUGUUAAUCAAUUUACAAAUGUGAAAUAUUUUUUGCUAAAUUUCCUUCUCAGUGUACGUUAUUCUUUAUCGUCUGCUUCACUGCGAAAAAGCCUGGAUAGUGGUAAAACAUCAACCCUCUGAUCUGUGUUUACAACGAUGGCUUCGUCAUUUGUUAUUGGAGAUCAGUUUAGAACCAGAGUCACCGAAUUAUUGGGGAAGACCGACUCAUCGGUGCCGCAGUCACUGAGAGAAGAACUGGAGGAGAUUAUCAAAAAGCCACGGCCGUCAACUCUGCCUUUCACCACAGCGAGAAAACUCAAGAAGUACCUGCAGGAGCAAAAUCAUCCAUUCUACCUGCAUGAGUUAUUAGAGGACAGUUCAUUGUAUCUACCAGAAGUUGUGAAACCUCCUAGAAAUCCUGAGCUGGUUGCACGUCUGGAGAAGAUUAAAGCUAAACUGGCCAAUGAGGAGUACAGUAGAAUCACACGCAAUGUCAACACUCAGGAGAUCAACAGAUGUGGGACAUUAGCAGAUUUUGGACACCAAGUACGAUCAGUCAAAGCUGUGGCUGUGACGGUAUUCAACUUCCUGGUCACCGUGGUUGCUGCGUUUGCCUGUUCAUAUAUGGGCAGUCAGUACCUGUUCACUGAGAUCGCAGCGAGAGUGAUAACAGCCGUGAUCACUGCCUCUGUGGUGGGUCUUGCUGAGCUGUACAUCCUGGUCCGGACAAUGGAGGGUGAACUCGGGGAACCUUAACAAAUACAAUAACAUCUGAUAUUCAAAACAUCCGCAACAGGGACAAAGCAACUGUUUCAGAGGAAAUAGUUUUACUUUGCAGUGAGAAAAAAAAUCCUGUUCAUUCCAUUGUGUUUUUGUGAUGAUACUUAAUCAAAAAAUAAUGAAGUAUAAAUUCUUAAGCUUACUUACUCGAUCACGGGACCACUGGCUGCCAAUCAUUACACUUUUUUGCUGUUGUCUUUGUUUCUUUUCAAAUGUUUUGUUCUCAAUAAAACAUCACUAUAAUUAUAAUUUAAAUUUCGAGUGAUGUCCAUAUAUAUAUCAAUAACAAAGAACAUAUUUUAAUGCAUAUGUAAAAAAGUAGCUUUACCAAAAGACAAGAUAAUUUUGUAACUGUGGUUGUGAUAAUACCAACAGUCAAAAUUGAGCUAUUUCCACACUCACCUUCAGUAGUUCCAUGUUUUGGUUCAAUGUUAUUUAUUACUUCAAUAUUAUUUGAAGGCUUGUUUUUUUUGCAAACAUGUCACUGAUGUGCCGUCUAUAAUGAUUUAUUUUUCAGACCUCUUUCACCCUAAUGACAGAAACAUGGCUUCAACCACUAAAGUAUGUUUGCUUGACUGGCCUGCCUGCAGUCCAUAUCCAUAUGUCUUCUACUGAAAAAUGUUCAUCAGAUCAUGAAAGUAAAAAAAAAUCAUAUAAUGGUGAAAAAAGAUGUUGAUCCUCAAACCUGUACAUUUACUCCAGUGUGUGUUGUCACUUUCCAAAUCAAUUAAAAGUGGAAUUUCAUAAAAGUGA